Molecule: messenger RNA, 1611 nt
Organism: Penicillium paradoxum
Lineage: Eukaryota; Fungi; Ascomycota; Eurotiomycetes; Eurotiales; Aspergillaceae
Exons: 1
Coding region: 1-1611 (536 amino acids)
Source: RefSeq, a predicted model, not a curated record
AUGUCGAAAUACAGUCCACGGUCGAUUACGAGUGCCGGCAGCGAGUCAGCUGGGAGUAUUCAACAGCCAUCUCCCCGGACAGAGCGCUCGGCCUCGAACCCUGCAUCCUACACCGGAGAACACUAUGAUACGGCGCUGCCAUCCAUGGACUUCCAUUCCCAUGCUCAACCGUCUCUUGCCCAUCGCCGGACAGGGAGCACCUUGAAGACAGUGAUGCGCAAGAUCUUCAAUCGGAAGAGGCAAAGCCAGGCUGAUGAGCUAGAAGAGAAUCCCUAUGAAUCGAGCUUCGCAAGGCCGCCGGUGAGGACCCCAGGGCUAGCGAAAGGAAAAUCACCGCUGGCUGUCCCUCCGCCUCUGCAUUUGAACUCGCACCGGAGUAGUCCGCUCUCCGUGCAGAACCUGCAACUCGCGGAAACACAUCUGUCCCCCUUGUCUCCUCUGUCUUCCGCAACCUUGCGUGAUUCAAUGCCUGGUAGCAUGCAGCCGCGCCGAAGACGGGCCACUCUUCCUAGCGUCGUCUUCUCGGAUGACGAAUCUCGGUUUGCUGUGGCUUCAACCGCAAUCUCCGACCCGCAAGAAGACAAAAGCUAUCUCCCCGAGCGAAGACAUAGUUUGCUCUCGCACCGACUGUCGAGAAGCGCAGAUGCCCUGCGCGAGAUGACAGAACAGCUGCCAGAGGGAUUGGCAUCUUGGCCCGCACCUACAUCCGCUCCUGCACCAGCCUCAAUUCCAGGCUCCCCUCCACCGUUAGACGAAAGCUCCAAUAGUGGACAAUCUGUGAGGCCUUCCUCGGGAACGACAGUAACCAGCGUGACCCGAAUGUCCGAUACACCGUCCUUGAUGGAAGACGACCAACGCGCAGAACAAGCCAGUCUCCCACCAAACUUUGCAAGUUUCAUCAACACAAUGCAGCAAGAUGACAGCGUCACCCUGGAACAGCGGUUGACCACAUUAGAAGUGAAGCUCAUCGACCUAGAAUUUGCCAUUGCGCGCAUGCAAACCAACGGCUCCGAAAAGUCCAACUCCGAAAAAUCAUCUCGUUCAAGACACCACCCUUCAUCAGAAUCCUUCUCUCGCCCGCGCAAAACCAGCGGCCUUCUCUCCCCAAGUGACCGCGAAGAAUCCCCUAGCCCCCUCAAUGCAUCCGCCCGCCCCUCAAGCACGAGCACAAUCCGUCCAGACACUACAAACUCGCGCACUCUCCGCCCCGCUCCCUCCGCCACCUCCCUCUCCGAAUAUCAGGGCGUUUCAAUAGAGCAAUACAGCACGUUAGUCACGCUCCUGCGCCGCGAGCAAACUGCCCGCAGAAAUCUAGAAACCCAAGUGGGUACUAUGCGUGAUGACAUUCGCAACUUGCAGCGCGUGGCACUCGAGUCCAUGCAAUCAAACGCAAUACAGCCCAUGCCCAGCCCCCAGUCGCGGGAGUUCCUACGAUUCCGUCGCGCGAUGGAUGACACCGAUUCUUCUCAGCUGUUUCGAUCGGAUGAUCAGUACGCCGGCAUUACGGACAGCGACUCUGAGUGGGACCGAUCGGAUCUCUACUCGCGUGAUGAUCCAUUCGGACAUUCCAAAUGGGAACGUCAGCGGAUUGUGACUGCUCCUAUGAUUUGA